AUGAAUGCAACGGAAUUAGCACCCAUCGUGUAUACAGCGUGGGGCAACACUCUCAACACUACCUCCUGGUCCACGGGAGCUGCGGUAGAUUGGUAUGUACCCGGAACCUAUCUCAACAAGACAGUGGUCGACGACAUAUUCCACUGGGGAGCAGAUUACGACGUUUCACCUCCGGUGUUUGCGACUUAUCCUGCCAAUCAUAGUACGCUUCUCAAUCAGACCGGGAUUUAUGGCCGCGAGGCGCUCUAUCUCUUGGGCAAGGGAUCUACUGACGAAUAUGCCUUGUGUUCUAUUCAAGCUUUCCUGACGCCCUUUUGCUUCACCAGCUAUACCGUUUCGUCAGAUAAUGCAAGUCUUCGGUCAAAUUGUUCUGGUCCCAAAACUGAAGAUCCUCACGAUAUGCGAUAUAUAAAUAGCUUAAUCAACGCAACGUCGGGAAACGACACUAUCAGCCACGACUGGCCCUAUCUGUUGACAUCUUGGUCCGACAGUCUUUCGCUCAACGAAGGCUUGUACGGAAGCGUUUCCAACAAUGCACAGAUCCUCACUCAACUGAUACUGCAAGACGCAGCGCUGAGCCCGAACAUGCCCAGUAUGGCUGAAGGAAUCGCAGUAAUGGCUGGCAGCGCUCUACUCAUGGCUUCUGAAGCAUCGCCUCUUGUGCAAUUUUGGAACUACACGACCCGCACAUUGUCUCCAGGGCAAUACCAAUACUUCAAUGCCACUCUCGAGACGCAAAUGUACGCAUCUGGAGGCAACGGGGAAACCGGCACUCACGCUUUCUUCAUCGUACUGGUGACGGUGUUUGUGGUCAAUAUCAUCUGCCUGGUCUACUUUGUCCGCGGUGACGGACUGGUCACUGAUUUUACAGAGACAUUGAACUUGUUCUCGCUGUCUAUCAACAGUCCGGCCUCCGACUUCAUGGCAGGAAGUUGUGCCACCGGUCCUUCGAGCAAACAUUUUGGUCCCGAGUGGGUCAUCAAGGCCAGCGGAGAGCAUGUGUAUCUAAUCAGUAAGGAAGAUUUGGACCCCGAGACAGAGUCUGGCACCCCGGGUAGCAUUGAUAGGAGUAUGUUGUCCCGCCUUAAGGGUAUGAUCGGACGAUAG
Molecule: messenger RNA, 1107 nt
Organism: Aureobasidium vineae
Lineage: Eukaryota; Fungi; Ascomycota; Dothideomycetes; Dothideales; Saccotheciaceae
Source: the annotation of a GenBank genome assembly